UCUGGAGACACACUGAGCAAAAUGGAUGGAGGCAAUCAGUCUGCAGUGUCAGAAUUUAUACUUUAUGGACUUGCACACUCACAGACUAUUCAGGUCUUUCUCUUUGUGAUGUUUUCAAUACUUUAUCUUCUCAUUGUGUCUGGAAACAUUGUCAUCAUUGUCUUAAUUACUACUGACCGGCAUCUACAAUCUCCCAUGUAUUUCUUGCUGGCCAACCUGUCUUUUAUUGAUAUGUGGCUUUCUUCAGUCACCACUCCUAAGAUGAUAACAGACUUUCCAAGGGAAAACAAGACCAUUUCCUUUGUAGGCUGCAUAUCCCAGGUCUUCUUUGCUCAUUGCAUUGCUGCAAGUGAGAUGGUGUUGUUGGUUGUAAUGGCUUAUGAUCGCUAUGUGGCCAUCUGCAAACCACUCCACUACUUCACCAUUAUGAACCUGAAAAGAUGCACUGCGUUGGUGUCCAUUUCUUGGACUACUGGCUUUGUGCAUGCAAUGAGUCACCUGGUAGUGAUUGUGGAGCUGCCUUUUUGUGGUCCCAAGGAAAUAGACAGCUUUUUUUGUGACAUGCCAUUGGUGAUUAAGCUAGCUUGCAUGGAUUCUCAUGAUUUGGACAUUCUAAUGAAUGCUGACUGUGGAGUUGUGGCUGUAACUUGCUUCAUUCUGUUGCUCAUUUCCUAUACAUACAUCCUAAUCAGUGUCCACCAGAGUUCCAAAUCUGGUGCAUCUAAGGCUCUGUCCACUUGUAGUGCCCACAUCACAGUGGUGAUGAUAUUUUUUGUGCCCUGCAUCUUCAUUUAUGUGUGGCCACUUAAUAUUAUCUGGCUGGAUAAAUUUCUUGCUGUAUUUUACUCUGUUUUUACACCUCUCCUAAAUCCAGCCAUUUAUACACUGAGAAACAAGGAGAUGAAAAACGCUAUGAAAAGAUUCAUAAGCAAAUACCUUGGUUCCAAAUGAAAUCCCUAAUAUCUAGAAAAAUAAACUAGUUACUUCAAAUAAUGAGACUAACUAUAUGAAAUACAU
Cricetulus griseus (Chinese hamster) is the source of this 1017-nucleotide messenger RNA. The record is from RefSeq and is a predicted model, not a curated record. Lineage: Eukaryota; Metazoa; Chordata; Mammalia; Rodentia; Cricetidae.